GAAUUUGUAAAUAUAAAAAUUAGUGUUUGUUGGACCUGAGCUACUGUAGCAAACAUUACAGUGUUUAGACACCUGUUGCCUCUGGCAAUGAUUAAACCACCUGUCCCCUUAUUCUCAGCAUACAGUAGUGACUUGGAUAACAUUUGCUAUGCAAAUUUCUGUGCGGCCUCUGAACUGUCACGCACCUGGGAAAGUCCCAUUCUUUAGUCUGUGUAGCUCAGGUGGAGUCAGGUUACAUAGGAAGGGUGUAUAUAAGUACGAGGUGUAGUUUCAUUCUCUUAGUUUGUUCUCCUAAAUUGUCCCGUGGAUUACUAAGGUUUCUGGAAAUCUGCACAGUGCCAACAAUGGCAGGAGGCAGCUGUGAUAUCAGCAGCAUCUAUAACAAUUAUAUAUCUACCUUGUACCCAUCGGUCCAAGCACACUCUGUGUCCGGAGGACUUUUGACAAACCCAGAAGAUGAUAAAUUACUUACCUUUGUCACUGAAGAGACAAGCAGCGACUUUACAGAAUUAUGUGGUUGGGGCCAGGACUUCCCAGCAAUGUGGUCCCAGCAGCAGGUAUUGGACUGGAUCAGUUAUAAUGUAGAGAAUAACAAGUGGGAUGCCAGCACUAUAGACCUGACCCAAUGUGAGAUGGAUGGAAAACGCCUUUGCCAACUCAGCAGGGAAGAUAUGAGAACAGUGUUUGGUGGCCUUGGGGACAAGCUCUAUGAUGAUCUACACCAGCAUAAAGACUAUGUUCCUUCGGAUUGGGAUCUGAUAAAUGACCUCCUCAAGAAUGAAGACAUUUUACAAAUUGGAUGCAAGAAAGAAAUAGAAUUUGAGUCAUGUGGAGGGAACACAAUAGACCCAUGGUAUUACUCUGAUCCAAUCUCCCCAGCCAGCUCUUCGUCAUGUGGUUCUGGAACAGUCCCAUAUAGCCCACAAAUGACAAAUUCUGCGGAAAGUGAUCUUGACAUGGAAGUCAAAGGCAAUUUGAGCACAGAUAGUUUCUCAAAUUACAACAAAAGUGAUGGAAAUCCCAGUAAAAGAAGGAGAGGCCGACCUCGUAAACUGAAUUCCGACAGCAAAGAUAUCUUGGAGACAAAGAAAAGCAAGCACUCUGCGCGUGGUACACAUCUGUGGGAGUUUAUUCGAGAUAUAUUACUGCAUCCAGACUCGAAUGAGGGUCUAUUAAAGUGGGAAGACAGAUCUGAAGGGGUUUUCAAAUUCCUCCGUUCAGAGGCAGUAGCCCAGCUCUGGGGACAGAAAAAGAAGAAUUCCAGUAUGACAUAUGAGAAGCUAAGCCGAGCCAUGAGAUAUUACUACAAACGAGAAAUCCUUGACCGAGUAGAUGGCCGCAGACUUGUAUAUAAAUUUGGGAAAAACUCCAGUGGCUGGAGGCUGGAAGAAAAAGUGUCUAUUGGAUGUUGAAAAGAGAAUGAUAUAGACUGUGUGGAUGUACACUGUGCAUGAAAUCGUCAGACUCAGGCCUUUUUUUGAAGGACAUUGUUGUAGCACCAUUAUUACGGUGCCAGUUACUUAAGCUGAUAUUUUAGCUUCAGUAGGUUGUUGUAAACCAGUUUUAUUUUGAUAUUUGUUAUAUAUUAUCUGUUGUAAAUAAUUUUUUUUAGUGUUGAAAAUCAAUGUGAGAUCAGAGAGCCAGAGAGAACAAAAUAACACUAAAGCACAAAAGAAAGGAUAUGGUGUAACUAUCUUUUAAAAUAACAUUUCAUCUACAGAAAGACAUGGACAUCUAUUUUUGUGCUUUUAUCUUUACUAAAAGUUACUCAACAGCUAUGAUCUGUAACGUACUAUAGUUCAUACUGUACAUUAUCUACUAUGGUAGUCCUAGUCAAAAAGACAUACCUUUUGAGAUCCACAAGGAUAUCCCAUAAUCUGGCCCUUUAAAAACUUUUCAAAAUUAGAUGGGUGCAAUGUAUUCAUUUUUAUUUUGUUGAAACGUGUUAACUGUGAUGUGGUGUUGCAGUUGUUACAUAUUGUAACUUUGUCAUUGUCACUUAAUAAUACCAAAAAUCUAGUAUUUCCCUUUAUGCCCUCUAAUGAUAUACUAAAUUUUCAGUACCUCCAAAUGCAACACAACUUGUGCAUCUGAAAGGAACUAUUUAGUUUAAUUCUAGUUACCUAACAUUUAGGACACUUUACAUAUUUCUUCACACAAAUGAAUACCUGAUAUUUAACCUAACAUAUGUUUUCAUGCUACAGCAAGUGAUGUAGAAAAUUGUUUACACUUACCUUAGAAAUACAAUAUUCUGGUUAUCUAAAAAUAUUUUCAGACAUUCCCAGUUUCAAUUAUAUAUAGCCUUAAUAAAGGCAUCUGUGAAUAUCAAUGAAAGUAUCAUUAUUCAUGUAGAUAUGUACAUUUUUAAUAAAUACAAUUAUUUUUUCUAAAAUAAAAAGUUUCAAAAACUUAGAAUUUUCCCUAAGCACUUAUUUUGAUUAUUUCAAUGGUUGUUUGCAUUACAUACUGUACCUGCUUUUUCAGCUGGACUGGCAAAUGUCAAUAUUUUGUUAUGUAAAUAUUAUGGAUUUUUUUUAUAUAU
Molecule: messenger RNA, 2542 nt
Organism: Pseudophryne corroboree (corroboree frog)
Lineage: Eukaryota; Metazoa; Chordata; Amphibia; Anura; Myobatrachidae
Gene: ELF3
Product: E74 like ETS transcription factor 3
Exons: 9
Coding region: 345-1412 (355 amino acids)
Biological process (GO): regulation of transcription by RNA polymerase II; cell differentiation
Cellular component (GO): nucleus
Molecular function (GO): sequence-specific DNA binding; DNA-binding transcription factor activity, RNA polymerase II-specific
Source: RefSeq, a predicted model, not a curated record